This is a messenger RNA of Nannospalax galili (Upper Galilee mountains blind mole rat), 5273 nucleotides long. RefSeq names its product arginyltransferase 1 (gene Ate1). NCBI's taxonomy places the organism in Eukaryota, Metazoa, Chordata, Mammalia, Rodentia, Spalacidae. Gene Ontology annotation, biological process: protein arginylation. The transcript is spliced from 13 exons. Gene Ontology annotation, cellular component: cytoplasm. The coding region runs from base 348 to 2018 and encodes 556 amino acids. The record is from RefSeq and is a predicted model, not a curated record. Gene Ontology annotation, molecular function: arginyl-tRNA--protein transferase activity.
GCUGGGCAUUCACUGAAGUCAGCUACUUUGAAAGCAAGUCCAGCUCACUGCUCACAGGUGGUCAGGGAACUGUCAACCCCACACCUGCAGCAAACGCCGGGGUCAACCCUAACCUGUCGCCUCAGUUUCACCAUCUGUGAACCGCCGGGCUGCCCACUCCCGCCCCGCGGUGUGGACUCCGACCCGGCAGGUCGCGGAGCGCCCGCCGCCAUCCAGGCCCACACCCGAGGCCGGUGCACAGGCCGGAGGGUCGCUCGGACCCGCGCCGGCCUCGCCCCCCACCCUCCCUCCACCGAGCUCGGCCCGGAGCCGAGAGGCGUGGCUGGGGAAGGGCCACGGCGGCGGCCAUGGCCUCGCUGGUGGAGUACAAGGGCCGUAAGGCCGGCUACCGAUGCGGCUACUGCGACUCCAACGAGGGCAAGGCGUCCUGCGGCAUGUGGGCACAUUCCAUGACAGUGCAGGAUUAUCAGGAUCUUAUAGAUCGAGGAUGGAGAAGAAGUGGGAAGUAUGUAUACAAGCCUGUCAUGGAUCAGACAUGCUGUCCUCAGUAUACAAUAAGGUGUCGACCUUUACUGUUUCAGCCAUCAAAAUCUCACAAGAAGGUUUUGAAAAAAAUGUUGAAGUUUCUGGCUAAAGGGGAGAUUUCUAAAGGAAGUUUUGAAGAUGAGCCCAUGGAUUCCACAAUGGAGGAUGCUGUUGGUGGUGACUUUGCAUUAAUAAAUAAGUUGGAUCUAAAGUGUGAUCUUAAAACACUCAGCAGUGACCUCAAAGCAAGCAUAGAGAGUGAAGAAAAGAAGAAAGAAAAAAGUUCAAAGAAAGAAGGAUCUAAUGAAUUAAUAGAUCCCCAGGUGAUAGAGGAGAAGCUGGGCUCUGGUGAACCAUCACAUUCAAUCAAAGUUCAUAGAGGUCCUAAGCCAGGUAAAGGGGCGGAUUUGAGUAAGCCUCCAUGUCGAAAAGCGAAGGAAAUGCGUAAAGAAAGGAGACAGUUGAAACUCAGGCAGCAGGCACCCGCUGGAGCCUUUGAGGGGCUCCAGGCUCCAGGCCAGCCAGCGUCUUCCUUACCAAAGGCUAAAUCCAAUCAGCCCAAAUCCCUUGAAGAUUUAAUUUUUGAGUCUUCACCAGAGAAUGCAUCACACAAGUUAGAGGUGAGGGUGGUGAGAUCUUCUCCGCCAAGUCCUCAGUUCAAAGCCACAUUUCAGGAAUCUUACCAGGUCUAUAAGCGUUACCAGAUGGUUAUUCACAAGGAUCCACCUGAUAAACCAACUGUGAGCCAGGUGAGGCUAGUCCCUGUCUCCUUUGAGGACCCAGAGUUCAAGUCGUCCUUCAGCCAGUCCUUUUCUUUAUAUGUCAAGUAUCAGAUGACCAUACACCAGGAUCCGCCUGAUGAAUGUGGAAAGACCGAGUUCACCAGAUUCCUUUGCAGUUCACCUUUGGAGGCAGAGCAUCCUGCUAAUGGACCAGAGUGUGGGUAUGGCUCCUUUCACCAGCAGUACUGGCUUGAUGGGAAGAUCAUUGCUGUGGGGGUGAUUGACAUCCUUCCAUACUGUGUUUCAUCUGUGUAUUUAUACUACGAUCCUGAUUAUUCAUUUCUAUCUUUGGGUGUCUACUCAGCGUUAAGAGAAAUUGCUUUUACUAGACAGCUCCAUGAAAGAACUUCUCAAGUCAGCUAUUAUUACAUGGGUUUCUACAUUCACUCCUGUCCCAAGAUGAAAUAUAAGGGUCAGUAUAGACCUUCUGAUUUGCUGUGUCCUGAGACAUAUAUCUGGGUACCCAUUGAGCAGUGCCUGCCUUCUCUUGACAACUCCAAGUACUGCCGUUUCAACCAGGAUCCACAAGCAGUGGAUGAAGGCCGCAGUAAGGAACCUGACCGACUACGAGUGUUUCACAAAAAAUCUGUCAUGCCUUAUGGUGUUUAUAAGAAUCACCAGAAAGACUCAAGUGAGGAGGCCACCGUGCUACAGUACGCAAGCCUGGUGGGACAGAAGUGCUCCGAGAGGAUGCUGCUGUUCAGAAACUGAACCCUGCACCAUAGCCCUGCAUCGGGCUCUGGGGCAUUCCCUGCCCAGUGCGGCCUGUGCCUCCCGAACUGCAGCUGUCCACCAAGUACAUGUUCCAUUGUGACGGUCUGAGAGCUUUUCUAAACUAUUUUAUGGUGUUAUAUUUGUGAGAAUUUCAUGGUUAAUAUAAAGAUUUUAAAAAUAUGUUAUGACCUAGCCCCAUAAUUGGGACUUGCCAUUUUGAAGUUUGAGUCUGGAGCAGGAGGUGUUAAAUAUUAUCUUCAGUAAGUAUUUUGGGAAGGACAUUAAGAAGUGAGUCUAAGUGAUUUCAUCACAGUUACACUGUUUUUAUUCUACUAGAGAAAUUCUAACACAAUGUUUGCUCAGACCCAUGCAAAACGUGUGUGCUGGGAACCCUCAAGUGUGGGGAUGAAAAAGGACAGCUUGUCUCCUUGCCAGGAAAUGUGUCUCUUUACACAGUAGAACUUUUGUCACUUGAUGGUCAAUAUUAAAUUACUGCCAAUGUUAUGUGUAGUUUAAUAGAGAACUUGAAACAUAAGCACUGCAGAGGUCUUGUGUUCACACUGGGUGUCUGUCUGUCCAGGACAGUCCUGCCCACAUCUGUUGUCCUUGGCCUAAUGUUUUCCCUAGAAUAAUUGUUGCCAGUGAUCCCUUAUACCCCUAGAAGUGUCCCAGCUUAGAUGAUAAAGUAUGCAAUGACUUUAGAGGUAUUUGUUCAAUUUCUCAAAAAUCUAAGAAACAUAUUGUAGAGAAUAGUUAACUCUGCUUGAUCUGAAGCUCAUCCAGAGAACACAGGUACCAGCUUUUCAUUCCUUGGGACUCGGGGCACUUGUCGUGGUUAGAGAUGGAAGCUGGUUAGUACUUAACAGCUCCUACAGUUAUGCCACAAGUCAAUGGAACCGGUGGGGCCUCCUAACCUCUCAUUCCUUCUCCGACCCUCUGUGUCAGAGAACAGGCACCCCCAUUAGCACUUCAAGGCCGAGGCCGGCCACUCUCCUCUCUUGCUUUGUUAGGCCCUUUCCUCUAGUACCAUAUGCCUGCUGUCAAGGCAGCCGGCCGCCAGCUGGGCAAAGAGGCACAGUAAGCAUGGCAGGCAAGCUUGUUACUGGAGACAGGAGGAGCAGAGAAGGGCCCCUCGCUUGUGCUCGUUCUCAUUCGGCCUCCUCUGCUGCCAGCCGCUCACCACCCAGCCCUUUCAGCUCCAGCUGCUCACUUUCCUCCUUUCUGUUGGUUGGUAGUUUUAAAGACCCUAUUAUAAAAGUCCCAAUGCUCAUUUUAACUUUGCCCCAAAAUGCACUACACUGUAAUAAAAUAUUGGUAAUCUUCAGCAAAUGAGAAUAUAAAAACAUAAAAGAUUUAAAAAUUCCAACAUCCAUGUAAACUCUGUACGUUGUGUGUGCACUUGUGUGUAUGCGAACUGCAGUAUGACACACUCUUUGCUAAUCCAGAAUAGGGGAUGGAAGAGAGACAUUUUCCCUGGUUGCCAAAAUCCUGUGUUCUUCUGGAGUUUUGACCUAAAAUGAGUCUCCUGAGAAAGUGUAAAAGAGUUAGUUUGGAACUGCCUUCAGAAUCCUCCCUCUACAAUGAAGAUAGCUUUGCUUUAAUUUUUUAAAAUUUUAAAACAAAAAUAAUACUCAUGAUAAGCAACUAAAACACUGAGAAAAGAAAGUAACAGAAAUCUGAACUCUUGCCCCACCUAGAGAAAGAGAGCAGCAUAAUGUAAGCCCCCAGCAACACAUCACUUGAUCCAAACCAAACCGUGUGCUCGUUACUGUUCAGUUAUGUGUGGAUAUGUGGGUGUGAAAAUCUUCAAAAUGACUUGUAGAAGGUGUAGUAGGUAAUCGCAGUACUAUUAAGUAGAAUGGGGUUGGCAGCCAGGCUGCACUGCAUCCCAUUUUCCCUUUGUGGAUGGUAUGUAGAUGGUACUCAAAGGUGAAGAGAAAACCAGUCCAAAAUCUUACCUCAACUCUUUGAGUUUUUCCUUCAGAGUUCAGAGGGAAAUGAUUGAUCAUCCCUGUCUACACUGGUAACCUGAGUCUAGCGUGGCUCCAGUGAAACAUAAAGAGUGUCAGCUCAGGUGCUGUGUACAUACACACACACACACACACACACACAGAGUCUUCAGUUGCUGUGUUCACACUCAAACACAAUAUAUAUAUUUUUUAAUAGUGUACGAUUUUAGGGCUUUAGAUGUCUUCAAAGAUGCAUACCUGCAACUGGAGAGAUAGCUCAGUAAAGUGCUUACUUUGCAAGCAUGAAGACCUGAGUUCAGUUCCUCAGAACCCACAUAAAAAUACACAUGCAUGGGGGCAGGGGAAGGUAAGUCCUUGGGGCUCAUUGGCCAGCAGCCUAGUCUAGUGGGUAAGCUCCAACCCAGUGAGAGAUCCUGUUUCAAAAAAGAGGUGUAUUGCAUUUCUCAGGAUGACACUCAUUGUACACGCACCCUGACACGUGUGACUCAACAUUUAAAAAGUGCAUACUUUUGAGCUCUUCUUGAGGUCUACAGUGGACUAAGAUAGGACAAUCAAGAGAAGUCCCCCAUUCUGCACAGUCUAGCUGUGAUGCCUGGACACAUGGGAACCUUUCAGACAGCUUCCCUCUCCUGGUGGGAAGCUUUGCAUUUGCAGCCUCUGGCCCCUUCUGAUUUCGGGGGGAUUCAUACCUUCCUCCCUGCCUGACAGCACAGGUGUCAUUUUGAUCCCCCAUGUACCAUCUUAAAUUGUUUCAGUUCUCUGAGAUUUUAUUCUUGUCACAUGUAAUCUGAGCACUUUUUGUAUUCUAAGAUACAGAAGCUAUAUUAUCAGAUGAAUAUAUUAUUCACUGGAUUGAAAUUAUUUAGAUAAAAAAGUAUUGUUUAUGUUUCAAGCAUUCUAUCCUGUUUCUAUCCAUUUGCAAAUGCCAGUUUUGUGUGAUUUCUUAGCAAAGCCCAAUUAUUUCCUAGAAGAACCUUCUCGGGUUUCUGAACAGCAAAUAAUUUGGUUUAUAAAUAUUGUAUUAUUUCCGUGUGAAUAAAAGUGGCAGAGAAUAUGAACACUUAACCGAAAUGUAUCUCUUGUGACUGGCUUAAAUGAAAGAAAUGAGGCGGGAACUGUUGGAAUAUGUUUGAAUUACAAGUUAUUCAAAAGUGUGUUCCUUUCCUAAGGGAAACCAGUGACCAUAAGUCUGAUUGCAUGUGAUAUUUUUGCCUUCAUAUGUGCUUUUUAAACAAUCCAUUUGAUAAGUCUGAAUGGAAAAAUAAAGCUGUUUCUAUCUGCA